Messenger RNA from Coregonus sp. 'balchen', 11244 nucleotides. Lineage: Eukaryota; Metazoa; Chordata; Actinopteri; Salmoniformes; Salmonidae. The record is from the annotation of a GenBank genome assembly.
AGUGGAGGGCCUGGAGGCGGAGGCGGAAGUGGAGGGCCUGGAGGCGGAGGCGGAAGUGGAGGGCCUGGAGGCGGAGGUGGAAGUCGAGGGCCUCGAGGAAGAGGUAGAGGUCCUAGAGGAAGACCUAGAGACGGAGGUGAUUGAAGGCCCUGACAUCGGCCACGAGCACUUGCUGGGGGCCGAGGUGGCCAUCGAGGAGGCUAUGGACUCUCACCAUCACCACCAUGUUCUAACCUCAGACCUCAUUCAGGGCUCCGUCCACCAUCACCACCACCACAUGCCAGACCAGCUCUUUGUGGAGCACCAGGAGGAGGACGGGGUGGAGGGCUUGGACCAGGAGGUGAUGGUUGGGGAGGACGUGGGGCAGGAGGAGACAGUGAUCCAGGCCCACGAGGAGCUGGAGGUGAAGGCUGUCUCUCUGCAGACUGAUGAGGAGGAGGAGGAGAAGAGCACCUCGGAGGACUACCUCAUGAUCUCCUGUGAGUCAACUAACCAACUAGCCCUACAAACUACACUGAACAAAAAUAUAAACGCAACAUGUAAAGUGUCGUUCCCAUGUUUCAUGAGCUGAAAUAAAAGAUCCCAGAAAUGUUCAGUACUCACAUAAAGCAUAUUUCUCUCAAAUGUUGUACACAAAUUUGUUUACAUCCCUGUUAGUGAGCAUUUCACCUUUCCUAAGUUAAUCCAUCCACCUGACAGGUGUGGCAUAUCAAGAAGCUGAUAAAACAGCAUGAUUAUUACACAGGUGCACCUUGUGUUGGGGACAAUAAAAGGCCACUCUAAAAUGUUGCAUGGAUCUGUACACAAUUCCUGGACGCUGAAAAUGUCACAGUUCUUCCAUGGCCUGCGUACUCACCAGACAUGUCACCAAUUUAGCAUGUUUGGGAUGCUCUGGAUCGACGUGUAUGACGGCGUGUUCCAGUUCCCGCCAAUAUCCAGCAACUUCGCACAGCCAUUGAAGAGGAGUGGGACAACUUUCCACAGGCCACAAUCAACAGCCUGAUCAACUCUAUGCGAAAGAGAUGUCGCGCUGCAUGAGGCGAAUGGUGGUCACACAAGAUACUGACUGGUUUUCUGAUCCACUCCCCUUUUUUUGUUAAAGUGUCUGUGACCAACAGAUGCAUAUAAUAAUAAAUAUAAUAAUAUGCCAUUUAGCAGACGCUUUUAUCCAAAGCGACUUACAGUCAUGCGUGCAUACAUUCUUGUGUAUGGGUGGUCCCGGGGAUCGAACCCACUACCUUACAUUUGACAUUUUAGUCAUUUAGCAGACGCUCUUAUACAGAGCGACUUACAGUUAGUGCAUACAUUAUUUUAUCGAUCCCACAACCCUGGCGUUGCAAACGCCAUGCUCUACCAACUGAGCUACAUCCCCUGUAAACAUAAUAAUAAUAAUUUAAUGCGAAGGCAACAUUCUAUCCACCCACUCAUAGCAUAGAUGGCCUCCCACUUACCUCCCCUCCCCUACAGUCACAUUCUCAAGCUGAGGCGGCUUUCUUCUGAAGAAAUAUAACAGCAACAAGCUAAAUCAGACAUGGAAACCUUUUUAAAGAAGGAACAGUGAGUUUUUCUCUCCAAAAGCAUUUUGUAAUGCUCUGUUCUUAGCAUUACAAGAACGGACUGGCACAUCCCCAUAACGUCUUUUACUUUGACAUUCCUGACAAACGAUAGAUUAACACCUUGGCGUUACAAGCGCCGUGCUUUACCAGCUGAGCUACAGAGGACCACCAUAUCUCUAUUCCCAGUCAUGUGAAAUCCAUAGAUUAGGGCCUAAUUAAUGUUUUUCAAUUGACUGAUUUCCGUAUAUUAACUGUAAUUCAGUAAUAUCUUUGAAAUUGUUGCAUAUUGCGUUUUAUUUUUGUUCAGUGUAUAAUAAGGGUUGAUUUCAUUGAAUGAUUUGCUAUGAUCAGUGAUCUACAGUGUGGGGUUUUGUAUUUAAAUCAUUGUUGACGACUACUGCAAAUUAAUAGGCUAGAAUAUAUCUGAAGUAUUGUUUGGAGACAGUUUCUGAAGUCCAUUUUGAGAGCAUUUCAUGAGCUCUUGGCGUUUUUGCCUCCCAAGUCCUUGUUAUUGUCCUACCCUUCUGCGCGGUAAAAGCUAACUGUGAUGUGUUAUUUGUGUCCAUCCAGUGGAUGACGUUGGUGAGAAGCUGGACAUAGGAGACACUCCUCUAGAGAUAACUACUGAGGUGCAGGACGACUGCUCCAACAAGGAGGGGUCAGAGGUCAUUAAGGUCUAUAUUUUCAAAGCAGAGGCCGAUGACGAUGUGGAGAUAGGUGAGUGGUACUUCUGUCACGUUCAAAACAACUGGGAACGCGGAAAAAACCCAGCUCCGACUGGGGAAAAAUCGGUUUGAACGGUCAUCCAACUUGGAAUCUCAACUCGGAAACUCUGGCAUCUUUCUAGAGCUACGACUUUCCGACCUGAAGAUCACCGACGUUAUGAUUUGACCUUGGUUAUUUCAGAGUUCCCAGUUGUCUUGAAAGCAUCAUUCUUUCAUGAACGAGGCCGACAUUUCAAGAGCCACGUCAAUUGAAACGUGAAGCAGUAUUUGCAUAUUGUGAAUGACAUUGAACUAUUAUCUUCUAGCGUGAAGUAUCAGCUACAUACAGUGGGGAGAACAAGUAUUUGAUACACUGCCGAUUUUGCAGGUUUUCCUACUUACAAAGCAUGUAGACGUCUGUAAUUUUUAUCAUAGGUACACUUCAACUGUGAGCGACGGAAUCUAAAACAAAAAUCCAGAAAAUCACAUUGUAUGAUUUUUAAGUAAUUAAUUUGCAUUUUAUUGCAUGACAUAAGUAUUUGAUACAUCAGAAAAGCAGAACUUAAUAUUUGGUACAGAAACCUUUGUUUGCAAUUACAGAGAUCAUACGUUUCCUGUAGGUCUUGACCAGGUUUGCACACACUGCAGCAGGGAUUUUGGCCCACUCCUCCAUACAGACCUUCUCCAGAUCCUUCAGGUUUCGGGGCUGUCGCUGGGCAAUACAGACUUUCAGCUCCCUCUAAAGAUUUUCUAUUGGGUUCAGGUCUGGAGACUGGCUAGGCCACUCCAGGACCUUGAGAUGCUUCUUACGGAGCCACUCCUUAGUUGCCCUGGCUGUUUGUUUCGGGUCGUUGUCAUGCUGGAAGACCCAGCCACGACCCAUCAUCAAUGCUCUUACUGAGGGAAGGAGGUUGUUGGCCAAGAUCUCGCGAUACAUGGUCCCAUCCAUCCUCCACUCAAUACUUUGCAGUCGUCCUGUCCCCUUUGCAGAAAAGCAUCCCCAAAGAAUGAUGUUUCCACCUCCAUGCUUCACGGUUGGGAUGGUGUUCUUGGGGUUGUACUCAUCCUUCUUCUUCCUCCAAACACGGCGAGUGGAGUUUAGACCAAAAAGCUCUAUUUUUGUCUCAUCAGACCACAUGACCUUCUCCCAUUCCUCCUCUGGAUCAUCCAGAUGGUCAUUGGCAAACUUCAGACGGGCCUGGACAUGCGCUGGCUUGAGCAGGGGGACCUUGCGUGCGCUGCAAGAUUUUAAUCCUUGACGGCGUAGUGUGUUACUAAUGGCUUUCUUUGAGACUGUGGUCGCAGCUCUCUUCAGGUCAUUGACCAGGUCCUGCCGUGUAGUUCUGGGCUGAUCCCUCACCUUCCUCAUGAUCAUUGAUGCCCCACGACGUGAGAUCUUGCAUGGAGCCCCAGACCAAGGGUGAUUGACCGUCAUCUUGAACUUCUUCCAUUUUCUAAUAAUUGCGCCAACAGUUGUUGCCUUCUCACCAAGCUGCUUGCCUAUUGUCCUGUAGCCCAUCCCAGCCAUGUGCAGGUCUACAAUUUUAUCCCUGAUGUCCUUACACAGCUCUCUGGUCUUGGCCAUUGUGGAGAGGUUGGAGUCUGUUUGAUUGAGUGUGUGGACAGGUGUCUUUUAUACAGGUAACGAGUUCAAACAGGUGCAGUUAAUCCAGUAAUGAGUGGAGAACAGUAGGGCUUCUUAAAGAAAAACUAACAGGUCUGUGAGAGCCGGAAUUCUUACUGGUUGGUAGGUGAUCAAAUACUUAUGUCAUGUAAUAAAAUGCAAAUUAAUUACUUAAAAAUCAUACAAUGUGUUUUUCUGGAUUUUUGUUUUAGAUUCCGUCUCUCACAGUUGAAGUGUACCUAUGAUAAAAAUUACAGACCUCUACAUGCUUUGUAAGUAGGAAAACCUGCAAAAUCUGCAGUGUAUCAAAUACUUGUUCUCCCCACUGUAUAUGAAAAUUAUACUUUAGAUGGUAAGUUUUCCCUAGAGGAGUAGCGAGAUGGCAUAAACUGUGUGUGACUAGCUAGGUUUCCAUCCAAUUGGCGACAGAUUUUCAUGCGAGUAUUCAAAAAUCUGCAUAAAGAAAAUAUGCGCAUUUUGCCACCAGUGGUGUUUUCAACAAACGGACUUGUUGCUGAUAAAAAUCAGUGCGUGAUGAUGUAUUGCAAUCAAUGUACUUUUUCGCUUAAGUUUUCAUGUACUGAAUAAAAAUCUAAAGUUCAAUGUGUUUCCAUUGCAUUUGCAACUCUACCGAUAGUUUUUUCUCAAACUGUUGCGUUAAAUAGCAGAUGUGCCUACUCGGGUCUUGGCACAACAGCUGACAGAUAUAGUGCGGGUAGCCUAGUCUACAUGAGAUUAUUAUGGAUGAUAGCCAGAAUAUUUUUUAUUUGUCGAACGGCAGUCAAGCAUUGAUCAUCAUGUCACCAGAACAAGACCUUCAGUAUUUAUUAGAAAGGAGCAUCAAGAUCACCGUGAACUUUCACCACCCUGUGAAGUUCAUCAUAACUAUUUCAUCUGUAGCCUAAUAAACUAUGCUUUCCCGAGUCAUAGUGAGAGGACUACACACCAUAUCAUCACGUGACUCCAAGUUUACUUCGAUAUGAUGGUUAUUAUAUCAAUAUUUGCGCAUAGAGGUGUUUCCACCGCCAUUUCUCGCAUAAUUAAUUUUACAGACACAAAAAGAUCCCACCAUGUCGAAUGAACAAAUUUAUCUGUCACCAUUUAUAAAAUUGUACCAAAGCUUCCUGUUUCCAUCACAGCUGUUGUGAUUUUUUUUUUAAAUACGGUAUUACUUUUUACUCGCAUAAAAACUGUGGAUGGAAGCGUGGUUACUGUCUGUGUCUGUAGGUGGGACAGAGGUGGAGUCUGAGAGUGACUUCCAUAACGGCCACCAUGUUGUGCGGGAGUCUGGGGGAGGAGGCAGGCAUGGCCGGGGGGAGAAGAUGCUCUACAUGGCUGUGAAGGACCACUCCCAGUCAGAGGACGAGAUCAGUGAGUAUACACUCUUCUUUAAAGAAAUAACUCCUCUCACAUGACUGCAUCUGUGAAGGCUUCUUAGUGGAACCCUUCAUUUCAGUCAUGUGAUCAAACACGUGAUCAAACACGACUCCAACAAAGGUUCCAACAAAUAGCUUUCACAGGUGCAGCUCAAAAGGAUUUGAACAGGGCUUGGGGCAAAUGAAGAAAGUGUUUGUUCCUGUCCUGUAACUGACUGUCUGUGUCUGUGUCUCUCUGUUUUCCAGACCUGGCCGACAUGGCUGAGCAGGUGUAGGUGAUUGGUGGUGAGGAGGAGGGUUAGGGUUGUUACUGAAUCUGUCUGUCUCUGUGUGUUUCCAGACAUGGCAGAGCAGGUGUACAUGGAGGUGAUUGUAGGAGAGGAGGAGGCCUCUGCAGUCCAGGAGAACCAGAUAGAUGACUCUCCGAACAGCAAGAUGUUUGUCCCAAUCUCCUGGGCUGCAGCCUAUGGUAAGGAAUAAGGAUCGUGUGAUCAACUGGUUUUAUAUUCAGUAAUAGCAGUAUUCCUUCAGCUGGAUAUAAGACACACGACUAUGGGCUCUAUUUUAACAAACCUAACGUAAUGGGAAAUCCAAGCGCUGGCGGUAGCGCUAUCGGUUCAAAUGAUCGUCACAGUGCUGGCGUUGCCGCGAAAGGCUGGGUUUUGAUAAAUAAACAAAUUGUGGGUGUGUUAAGGCUUGGCCCCUCACUGGCCAAUCAUAACGUGCUCCAUGGCUAACUAAAUAUGUGGUUGCUUCAAGUUGUGUAUUUACGGUCUUUUAUGUAUUGCCUUGGAAUCAACUCCAAUUCCAAUGUUAGUCCGUUAUAGUUUGUUAAACAUCUUACAGAAACAAAAUAACUUGAACCUGUUUGCAGUCCACAUUGUUCUACACUGAACAAAAAUAUAAACGCAACAUGUGAAGUGUUGGUCCCAUGUUUCAUGAGCUGAAAUAAAAGAUCCCAGAAAUCUUCCAUACUCACAAAAAGCUUAUUUCUCUCAAAUUUUGUGCACAAAUGUGUUUACAUCCCUGUUAGUGAGCAUUUCUCCUUUGCCAAGAUAAUCCAUCCACCUGACAGGUGUGGCAUAUCAAGAAGCUGAUGAAACAGCAUGAUCAUUACACAGGUGCACCUUGUGCUGGGGACAAUGAAAAGCCACUCUAAAAUGUACAGUUUUGUCACACAGCACAAUGCCAGAGAUGUCUCAAGUUUUGAGGGCGCGUGCAAUUGGAAUGCUGACUGCAGGAAUGUCCAACAGAGCUGUUGCCAGAAAAUUGAAUGUUCAUUUCGUGUGGGCGAGCGGUUUGCCGAUGUCAGCGUUGUGAACAGAGUGCCCCAUGGUGGGGUUAUGGUAUGGGCAGGCGUAAGCUACGGCCAACGAACACCGCUACGGACAAGAGAUACCGUGACGAGAUCCUGAGGCCCAUUGUCGUGCCAUUCAUCCGCCGCUAUCACCUCAUGUUUCAGCAUGAUAAGGCACGGCCCCAUGUCGCAAGGAUCUGUACACAAUUCCUGGAAGCUGAAAAUAGCCCAGUUCUUCCAUGGCCUGAAUACUCACCAGACAUGUCACCCAUUGAGCAUGUUUGGGAUGCUCUGGAUUGAUGUUUACAACAACGUGUUCCAGUUCCCGCCAAUAUCCAGCAACUUUGCACAGCCAUUGAAGAGGAGUGGGACAAUAUUCCACAGGCCACAUUCAACAGCCUGAUCAACUCUAUGCGUAGGAGAUGUGUCGCUCUGCAUGAGGCAAAUGGUGGUCACACCAGAUACUGACUGGUUUUCUGAUCCUACCUUUUUUUUAAAGGUAUCUGUGAUCAACAGAUGCAUAUCUGUAUUGUCAGUCGUGUGAAAUCCCUAGAUUAAGGUCUAAUGAAUUUAUUUCAAUUGACUGAUUGCCUUAUGUGUUAAAAUCUUUGAAAUUGUUGCGUUUUAUAUUUUAUAUUGUUGCAUUCGGACUCCUCCCUUUUUCCAAAUGUUGUUACAUUACAGCCUUAUUCUAAAAUUGAUUACAUUUAAAUGUUUUCCUCAUCAAUCAACUCACAAUAACCCAUAAUGACAAAGCGAAAACAGGUUUUUAGAAAUUGUAGCAAAUUUAUUAAAAAUAAACAGAUACCUUCUUUACAUAAGUAUUCAGACCCUUUGCUAUGAGACUCAAAAUUGAGCUCAGGUGCAUCCUGUUUCCAUUGAUCAUCCUUGAGAUGUUUCUACAACUUGAUUGGAGUCCACCUUUGGUAAAUUCAAUUGAGUGGACAUGAUUUGGAAAGGCACACACCUGUCUAUAUAAGGUCCCACAGUUGAUAGUGCAUGUCAGAGCAAAAACCAAGCCAUGAGGUAGAAGGAAUUUUCCAAAGAUUUCUGAAACAGGAUUGUGUCGAGGCAAAGAUCUGGGAAGGGUACCAACACGUUUCUGCAGCAUUUAACGUCCCCAAGAACACAGUGGCCUCCAUCAUUCUUCAAUGGAAGAAGUUUGGAACCACCAAGACUCUUCCUAGAGCUGGCCACCCGGCCAAACUGAGCAAUAGGGGGAGAAGGGCCUUGGUCAGGGAGGUGACCAAGAACCCGAUGGUCACUCUGACAGAGCUCCAGAGUUCCUCUGUGGAGAUAGGAGAACCUUCCAAAAGGACAACCAUCUCUGCAGCACUCCACCAAUCAGGCCUUUAUGGUAGAGUGGCCAGACGGAAGCCACUCCUCAGUAAAAGGCACAUGACAGCCCGCUUGGAGUUUGCCAAAAGGUACCUAAAGGACUCUCAGACUAUGAGAAACAAUAUUCACUGGUCUGAUGAAACCAAGAUUGAACUCUUUGGCCUGAAUCCAGAGCGCUCAUGACCUCAGACUGGGGCGAAGGUUCACCUUCCAACAGGACAAUGACCCUAAGCACACAGCCAAGACAACAAGUCUCUGAAUGUCCUUGAGUGGCCCAGCCAGAGCCCAGACUUGAACCCAAUCGAACAUCUCUGGAGAGACCUGAAAAUAGUUGUGCAGCGACGCUCCCCAUCCAACCUGACAGAGCUUGAGAGGAUCUGCAGAGAAGAAUGGGAGAAACUCUCCAAAUACAGGUGUGCCAAGCUUGUAGCGUCAUACCCAAGAAGACUCAAGUCUGUAAUCGCUGCCAAAGGUGCUUCAACAAAGUACAGAGUAAAGAGUCUGAAUACUUAUGUAAAUGUAAUAUUUUCUUGCUUUGUCAUUAUGGGGUAUUGUGUGUAGAUUGGGAAAAAAAACAAUUGAAUCCAUUUUAGAAUAAGGCUGUAACGUAACAAAAUGUGGAAAAAGUCAAGGGGUCUGAGUACUUUCAGAAAUCAGUUUCUCCCCUCUGCUGUUUUAUAUGUAGAUAAGUCUGUUCUCCCCUCUGCUGUUUAUAUGUAGAUAACAGUCUGUAUACAGUGAAGAAUACAGGGACCAGGCCAUACCUUCAGAUCAGAGACAGCCAGGGUACCAGCAGAGCCCUCAAACAGAAGAUCAAGAAGAAGGGAGAUGCACGGCAGUGCCAGACAGGUACAGAAAGACAGACAUUACAUCAUCCCUUCGGCUGACAUCAGCCCAAAGAACAUACAGCUAGUCUCCUCAAUAUAUCACAUGAUCAGAGGGGUGAAAACAUGGCGGAAAUUAUCUGUUGCUUUUUUUUGUUGUUGCUUGAACUUCAGCUUGUUGUUAGACCUUGUAGUGAGUUUUGAUCUACUCCUCGGUAACAUACAGUAUCUCUCUGCUCUCUGUCUCAUCCCAGCUGUGAUCAUCGGUCCAGACGGCAUGCCGCUGACCGUCUACCCCUGUCACAUCUGUGGUAAAAAGUUCAGGUCACAAGGCUUCCUCAAGUGCCACAUGAAGAACCAUCCUGACCACCACCUCAAGAAGAAGUACCAGUGUACCGACUGUAACUUCACCACCAAUAAGAAGGUCUCUGUCGCCUUUCAUAUCUCUGAUGUUCCCGUCAUUUGACUUUUUCUGUUAUUACUCUCCUCUUUGUUUCUCCCGCUCCUCUCCAUUUCAUUCUUUCUAUUCGUUUAUGUUAUUUAAGCAAUAAUGCCUGAGAACCCGGGAAUGACUUCGGAGAAGGUCUGUUCUGAGGCCCAAGGCAGCCCUUGGAGGGACUUGUACCACUAUAAUUCCCGGGUUCGAGGUCGUUAUUGCUUUUAUGAAACGGUUGCCAACAUAUUUAUAAAAAUAUUAAUUAAAUUGUAUAAUUAAAAACGUUAUUUUAAUGAGUACAUUUGUUUCUGCAUUCUGAAGUUGCUACACAAUCAGGCUGGUCAUUAGUUAUUUUCUCAUGUUUUGACGCAGUCGUUCAUUCUAUUCAUUUGACUUUGCUAUGCUAAACAAAUCAUUGGUAUGUAGCGAGCUAGCAGAGAUUAAAUGAUGAUGAGAGACAAGAACUUCAAUAAAUAAUAAUUUAAUAAAUACCCAAUAGGCCUACAUAGGUCACACUACGCUGGUUAAUGAAUGAAUGGAAUUCUGAGUGUUUACUGUUUCCAUGGUGAAUAAUUUGUUUCACGUUCAUUCUUGGCCUAGCUAGCCUAUUGGCACGGAGAGAUCGCAUUUGUAAAAUGAUACAUUGUUGCACAGGUCGUCGAGGCAGACAGGUAGGUUUAUACAACCCCCAACUGAAGCAAACCAAAUGGUAGCAUGGAAAGAAUUAUGUGUAGAUGCUUUUUUCCCUUGGGAGAUAACGUUUAUGAAUUUCCUGCCUGGACAGUGGAAUUAUUAGAUGAAUACGUCAUGGUAUUUUGCACACAUCAACCAAUCAGGAUCCAAACAACCUGUUUCAUAUAAUAUUACGUUGUUAUUGUUGUUGACAUUUGUUGUUGAAAUUGUUUCCCUCCCUACUGCUCCCUGUUAAGUGUGUUGCGCUUGUGACAUGUCUGUUUUGUUUUUGAAGGUCAACUUCCACAACCACCUGGAGUCCCACAAGCUACUGGUCCAUCGCAGUGACAGAGACAGAACCUCUUCCACAAAGUACCCAGAAUACAACGGGACCACCCCAGACUACCCAGAAUACAACAGGACCACCCCAGAGUACCCAGAAUACAACAGGACCAUCCCAGAGUACACAGAGUACACCCGGCGUUACCACGAAGACAGCCAGCUAGGGUCUAACAAGCUGAUCCUGAGAGACAAGGAGUCCAAACUGCACCACUGUAAGUACUGUGACUAUGAGACUGCGGAGCAGGGGCUCCUCAACCGCCACCUACUGGCCGUUCACAGUAAGAACUUCGCCCACGUGUGCGUGGAGUGCGCUAAAGGCUUCCGUCACCCGUCAGAGCUGAAGAAGCACAUGCGGACCCACACGGGUGAGAAGCCGUACUGCUGCCCGCACUGUAACUUUUGCUGUGCAGACCAGUCCAACCUAAAGACUCACAUCAAGAGCAAGCACAGUGCUGACCUGCCUUUUAAGUGUGGCCACUGCCCCCAGGCCUACGCAGACGAGGGAGAGCUGCAGCGGCACACAGAGAUGGUGCAGGGCCACAAGACCCACCAGUGCCCCCACUGUGAACACAAGAGCACCAACUCCUCUGAUCUAAAACGCCACAUCAUAUCUGUUCACACUAAAGACUUCCCACACCAGUGUGACGUGUGUGAGAAGGGCUUCCACCGGCCCUCUGAGCUGAAGAAACACUCGGAGACGCACAAGGGCAACAAGGUGCACCAGUGCAGGCACUGUAACUUCACGACCUCUGACCCUUUCACCCUCAGCAGACACAUCCUGUCCGUUCACACCAAGGACCUCCCCUUUAAGUGUAAACGCUGCCGGCGAGGGUUCCGCCAGUCCACGGAGCUGAAGAAACACAUGAAGACUCACAGCGGGAGGAAGGUGUACCAGUGUCAGUACUGCGAGUACAACAGCCCGGACGCUUCGGGAUUCAAACGCCACGUGAUCUCGAUCCACACCAAGGAAUACCCCCACUGCUGUGGCUACUGUUCUAAAGGCUUCCGAAGGCCCUCGGAGAAGAGCCAGCACAUAGCCAGACAUCACAAAGACAUGCUGAUGGAACGAUGUUAA